Molecule: messenger RNA, 759 nt
Organism: Bathycoccus prasinos
Lineage: Eukaryota; Viridiplantae; Chlorophyta; Mamiellophyceae; Mamiellales; Bathycoccaceae
Exons: 1
Coding region: 1-759 (252 amino acids)
Source: RefSeq, a predicted model, not a curated record
AUGGGAAACGCUUUAUUCUCGUCUUUGACGACGGUGGCAUCAUCGCCAUCGUCAUUUAUAUCAUCUCCUGUUAAAGAUGGUAGUACUAGCGAUGGGUACGAACAAAAGUACCAGCGUCUCGUUCUCUCCUUGAAGAGAAACCAAAACCGUUUAUUCCUCUCCGGAGAAGUCGCGAGAGUGAACGAGGUGACGAGAAACGGACGGGUUUUCACGCGCAAUGCGAUGGCGAAAGCAAUGGAAGCGGUAAAGUUGCCAAUGUUUGGACGGUUGGAGCAUCCGGAGUGCGACGCGAGCGACGCGGAGUCCGUGGAGAGGUACAGGAGGAGAUUUAGGUGUGUUGCGUGUUCGAAGCCAAACGGGGCGAACGAGACGCCGGCGAUGACGGAUGCGGUGAGUUUGGACGGCAUCAUGGACCACCAAACCUCGCACGUCGUGCACGAUUUGUAUUUUAACGGCAGCGCUGUCGUAGUUGUGGUGGAAGUGUUAGAGUGUACGGAAGCGGGAAGGAAAGUGAGAGAGGUGUACGAGAAGGCGGGCGGUCUCGUCGGCGCUUCGAUGAGAGCGUGGGGGAGUUCGACGGAGGCCGCGUUAGAUGUCGAUUCGGGAGGUAUAGAUGAUGGUGGCGCGAGCGGUGGUAAUGCGAAGAAUAUUCGAGCGGUGUGCGAGGAGGGUUUCGAACUCAUCACGAUUGAUUUAGUCGCCAAUCCGUCGCACACGUUGGCGUAUUUACAACCGCACUUGGGGAACUUGGUAAAAUAG